Messenger RNA from Oppia nitens, 871 nucleotides. Its product is annotated as bridging integrator 3-like. Gene Ontology annotation, molecular function: lipid binding; protein binding. Gene Ontology annotation, cellular component: actin cortical patch; cytoplasm. The record is from RefSeq and is a predicted model, not a curated record. Bases 97 to 870 code for a protein of 257 amino acids. Lineage: Eukaryota; Metazoa; Arthropoda; Arachnida; Sarcoptiformes; Oppiidae. Gene Ontology annotation, biological process: endocytosis; plasma membrane tubulation; actin cortical patch localization. The transcript has 3 exons.
UAUAUCUGUGGUCAUAACAGAUGGCAUUACAAACACAUAAUACUGUUGUGAUUGACGUUUAUGUUUGUGAUAAAUGAAGACAUAAUCUGAUCCAUAAUGAGUUGGAAUCCAUUGAAGAAGUUAUCAAAAGGACAGUCACUGUCCGCUUCGCAAACGCUGACCAAUGAUAACAUGGAGACCAAUAUCUCAGCUCUCAAUCAAGCCGAAGCGACCACUAAGAAGUUGUACAAAAUAAACAAACGUUUUAGUGAUAGUAUUUUAGCGAUGAAUAGAUUUGAAAGCAUAAUGACUACUGAUUUGUCUAACUCUGUCUUAUGUCAAGAGGAGGAACAGCUCAGAUCGGUUAUUGAAGAGUGGCAUACAUUUACUAUAGAGUCGAUCAAAAAUGGCGAAGAGUUUGCCACAACUAUUCAGUCGACAGUUAUCGAGCCAUUGAAGCGAUGGCAAAGCGCUUUCAAUGAAGUCAGAGCUUGUCUUAAACGAUACGACCAAUUGAAGAAUGAUCUGAAUAAAUAUAAUUACAAGAAACAAAAGUAUACAGAAAAAGAAAAGACAUCACAAAACAUACUUAAAUUGAAUAACAUUUGCGAAUCUUUGACAACCACUCAAAAGGAGUACAAUUUGGAGACACAAGUCCUUAACCGAGAGAUUCCUGUUUUUAUCGAAAGUCGAAUCGAUUACUUUCAGCCAUCGCUGGCGGCACUCAUCAGAUCGGAAGCACAUUAUUGGGAGACAAAUGUCAGCUCUUUUAAAGAACACGACUCUAUGAUCACCGAUAGGAACAAUGACAGCAAAAGAAACGAUUAUUAUAAAAGACAAUCACAACGUUUAGAACAAAUUAAUUCACUUUCUAUUGUCGAUAACCAAUAAU